Molecule: messenger RNA, 3549 nt
Organism: Gadus macrocephalus (Pacific cod)
Lineage: Eukaryota; Metazoa; Chordata; Actinopteri; Gadiformes; Gadidae
Product: thrombospondin-2-like
Exons: 18
Coding region: 238-2781 (847 amino acids)
Biological process (GO): negative regulation of angiogenesis; cell adhesion
Cellular component (GO): extracellular region
Molecular function (GO): calcium ion binding; protein binding
Source: RefSeq, a predicted model, not a curated record
ACCCGGCUACCGGACAGCGGCCGCGCCCGGUUACCGGACAGCGGCCGUGGCCGCGCCCGGUUACCGGACAGCGACCGCGACGGCACCCGGCUACCGGAUAGCGACCGCGACGGCGCCCGGUUACCAGACAGCGACCGCGACGGCGCCCGGUUACCGGACAGCGACCGCGCCCGCGCCCGGUUACCAGACAGUGACCUCGGCGGCGCCCGGUUACCGGACAGCGCCCGCGACGGGGAGAUGUGGUGCGUGCAAGACGGACGGAUGUACGACCACCGGGAGGACUGGGAGCUGGACAGCUGUACUUCCUGUUCCUGUCAGGGUGGACAGGUGGUGUGUCGCCAGAAGUCCUGCCCCCCUGCCUACUGCGCCACCCCCACCUUCAUGGAGGAAGAGUGCUGCCCCGUGUGUCUAUCCAAAGAGGACGGCUGGUCCCCGUGGACCGAGUGGACCGAGUGCUCGGUGACGUGCGGCCGCGGCGGCCAGCAGAGGGGGCGGUCCUGCGAUGACGUCAGAGCGUCCUGCGCCGGCCCCUCGGUCCAAACCCGCAGCUGCAUGCUGGCCAAGUGCGACCGCAAAGGGCGGCUGGACGGGCUCUGGGGGACGUGGUCGCCCUGGUCCACGUGCACCGCCGCGUGCGGGGAGGGGAACAUGACGCGGGUACGACUCUGCAACAACCCGGGGCCCCAGCGGGGGGGGCGGGGCUGUGCGGGCUCCGCCAGGGAGACGCAGCCGUGCGGGAAACCCCAGUGUCCGGUCGCGGGGGGCUGGUCCUCUUGGUCGGAGUGGUCGGAGUGCUCUCAGUCGUGUGGCGGGGGUCUGACCACCCGCGUGCGAGACUGCUCUAGCCCCGCCCCCCAGCACGGGGGCAGGGCGUGCUGGGGGGACGCGGUGGACUACUCCAUGUGCAGCCGGACGGCCUGCCCUGCAGAUAUGUGCCAGUUGUUACGUCCCUGUUUCCCGGGUGUUGAGUGCACGUCCCACGCUGACGGGUCCUGGGACUGCGGCCGCUGUCCUCCUGGUUUGCAUGGCAACGGCUCCAACUGUGAGGACGAGGACGAGUGUCAAGUGCAGGGCGUGUGUGUGACGGAGUGCGUGAACACCGACCCCGGGUUCUACUGCCUGCCCUGCCCUCCCUGGUACCGAGGCAGUCAGCCCUACGGCCUGGGCAUGCAUGCCGCCCUGGAGACCAGACAGGUAUGCGAGCCUUACAACCCCUGCAAGGACAACACCCACACCUGCCACCCCCACGCUAACUGCCGCUACCUGGGCCUGGCCUCCGAGGUGCUGUACCGCUGCCGCUGCGCGGUGGGCUACGCCGGGGACGGCUUCCUGUGCGCCGAGGACUCAGACCUGGACGGCUGGCCCAAUCACGGCCUGACCUGCGAACGGAACGCCACCUACCACUGUCAGAGGGACAACUGCCCCGGGCUUCCCAACUCGGGACAGGAGGACCUGGACAAUGACGGGGUGGGGGACGCCUGUGACCCUGACGACGACAACGACGGCAUUGUUGAUGAGAGGGACAACUGCCCCCUGGUGUACAACCCCCGCCAGGCCGACUCGGACCGGGACGGCGUGGGCGACCGCUGCGACAACUGUCCGUUCGACGACAACCCGCUGCAGACAGACACGGACGACAACGGGGAGGGGGACGCCUGCAGCAUCGACAAGGACGGAGACGAGGUGCUGAACGACCGGGACAACUGUCCCCUGGUCUACAACACGGACCAGAGAGACACGGAUAUGGACGGGGUGGGAGACCAGUGUGACAACUGUCCCCUGCUCAACAACCCGCGACAGAUGGACUCGGACAGCGACCUCGUCGGGGACCUGUGCGACGACAACGAGGACAUCGAUGAGGACGGCCACCAGAACUCCCUGGACAACUGUCCCUACGUCGCCAACAGCAACCAGGCCGACCACGACCGCGACGGCCGCGGCGACGCCUGCGACCACGACGACGACAACGACGGUAUCCCCGACGACCGCGACAACUGCCGGCUGGUCCCCAACCGCGACCAGCUGGACUCUGACGGUGAUGGCUGCGGGGACGCGUGCCGCGAUGACUUCGACAACGACAGCGUUCCAGACGCGCUGGACCCCUGCCCGGAGAACAGCAACAUCCAGGUCACCGACUUCAGGCGCUUCCAGGUGGUUCUGCUGGACCCCAGCGGCACCACGCAGUCCGACCCGCUCUGGGUGGUCCGCAGUCAGGGCACCGAGCUGCUGCAGACCGCCAACUCCGACCCCGGCAUCGCUAUCGGAUUCGACAAGUUCAGUUCGGUGGACUUCAGUGCCACGUUUUACGUGAACACCAACCGGGACGACGACUACGCCGGCAUCGUGUUCGCCUACCAGUCCAGCCGCCGCUUCUACGUGGUCAUGUGGAAACAGGUGUCCCAGGCCUACUGGGAGACCAAGCCGUCCCGGGCCUUCGGGGAGGCGGGGGUCUCCAUCAAGCUGGUCAACUCCACCAUGGGGCCCGGGGAAUACCUCCGCAAUGCCCUGUGGCACACCGGGAACACCAGGAACCAGGUCAAAACACUGUGGCAUGACCCCAACAACAUUGGAUGGAAAGACUUCACGGCCUACCGCAUGCACCUUAUCCACAGACCCAAGACAGGUUUCAUCAGGGUGGUGGUGUACGAGGGCCGGGACAUCAUGGCGGACUCUGGGCCCGUGUACGACCACACGCUGGCCGGGGGCCGGCUGGGACUCUUCGUCUUCUCCCAGGAGCACGUCAUCUUCUCCGACCUCCGAUACGAGUGCAGAGAUAUCUGAGUUUUCGCUGGGAAAGUCUCAAAAGCUCCAGGCAGAGAUGUAGGAAAAUAUAACUAAUUGAGAAUGAACUGAGAGUGAAUACCACGAAGGAGAGAAAAUAAGACAGGGAGAGAGAAUGUACUUAAAUGACUCUGGAGGGAAAGAUAAAAGGGGAGGUAAGGUCACAAAAACUGGGCGAUCACGACUGACUUAAUGUUUUGGUCUCUCGACGUCCGCCUCACAGCAUGGUGACCUUGUUGAGGCGGCCUUAACAAUCUGAAACUGUUCCUUUUGUACUCUUGCAAUGGCUUUUUAUUUGCAUUUCAAGGCAUUCAAAUAAUCUAGAUAUGCAGUUAUUACUCAACUUUUAAAUGGAACCGCUUCAAUAACGACAUCCAAAAUUCUUAUGACCAAACUUUAUUUUGCCUGCUUACCUUCCUGAUCAUGUUUUUAUUUUUAAUGUUCCUUGACACGUCAGUGCUCGAUAGUUAUUGAAAGCCCCCUGAAGCCAGUCAGAAGAACUAGACACACUACUCCCCUCUAGUGGCGAUGUUUGUUAAUACACGAUGAAAGACGAACUCAUGGAUGACCUUCGUUUGUAAAUCCGAAAUUACAUUUGCAUUACAUUAUUAAUAAUAUCUACAUGAUAACCAUUUGCACUCAUGUAAAUGUUUCACCCCUGUGAACACCAAUAUGCUCUUCUCUUAGUCAUACAGGGAGAACUUACAAUUCUAACUUUAAAAGUAUUAAAAACAUUUAAUAAAAAAUAUAGAUAUUUGUUUAAUGCUC